GUGUGCUUAUUGGUCAAACCUCACCUAUAUAUAUAAAUAUAUGCCAACCACUUUGUCCCUUCGAUCCUGUAAAAAACUUAACAGGAAGAAAGUCAUCUCUCUCUCUAAAGAGCACAACACCAUGACUAGUACGGGCAGGGAGAUUCUCCACAAGAUGAAGGUGAAGGCUGGAUUGAGUUCAUCUGCAUCUGGUGACACAGGGAAAGGCAAGAGCAAGAUGUCAAAGCAUAUUACACAUGGUUAUCAUACGGUGGAGGGAAAAUCAAAUCAUGCCAUGGAAGAUUAUGUAGUCUCUGAUUUCAAGCAAGUGCAUGACAAAGAGUUGGGCUUAUUUGCUAUAUUUGAUGGUCAUUUGGGACAUGAUGUUGCAAGCUACUUACAAACACAUUUGUUCGAUAAUAUCUUGAAAGAGGCUGCAGCUAGCUAUUGGAAGCAGAUUUUUAUUGUUAUUGUUUUUUUUUUCCUCAAGCAGCAUGACUUCUGGACUGAUACGGAGAGUGCAAUAAGGAGAGCUUAUCGUGCAACGGAUGCUGAGAUAUUGGAGAAUGCGAUUGCCUUAGGAAAGGGAGGAUCAACUGCUGUUACAGCAAUACUGAUCAAUGGCCAGAAGCUAGUAGUAGCAAAUGUGGGAGAUUCUCGAGCAGUUAUGUGCAAGAAUGGUGUGGCCAAACAGCUGUCUGUUGAUCAUGAGCCAAGCAGGGAAAAGGGAAUGAUCGAGAGUCGAGGUGGUUUUGUGUCAAAUAUUCCUGGGGAUGUCCCACGAGUCGAUGGGCAGCUUGCUGUAGCGAGGGCAUUUGGUAACAAGAGCUUGAAGAUACACCUCAGUUCCGAACCUGAUAUGUCCGAGCAGAUGAUUCACAAUGAUAUAGAGUUUCUCAUUCUGGCAAGUGAUGGCAUAUGGAAGGUGAUGUCAAACCAAGAAGCAGUAGACUGUAUAAAGCACAUUAAGGAUGCUCAUUCAGCAGCGAAGAACCUGGUAGAAGAGGCACUUUCCAGGAAAAGUAAGGAUGACAUAUCUUGCAUAGUUGUAAGGUUUCGAUGAUAACUAUCUUUGGGAAAGCAGAAUCUGAGAUUUCCAUUAACGGUGGAAAUGCUAGCUAAUAUGUGCAUCUAUACUAUACAUAGACCUUUUCCCCUUCUGUUAUAUAGAAUGUUGUAAUCAUUGUUGCAUUUACAAUUGAGAAAAUAAAGUUCACUUAUUACUUGAAA
This is a messenger RNA of Populus trichocarpa (black cottonwood), 1209 nucleotides long. RefSeq names its product probable protein phosphatase 2C 58. Lineage: Eukaryota; Viridiplantae; Streptophyta; Magnoliopsida; Malpighiales; Salicaceae. Gene Ontology annotation, cellular component: nucleus; cytosol. Gene Ontology annotation, biological process: protein dephosphorylation. Gene Ontology annotation, molecular function: protein serine/threonine phosphatase activity. The transcript has 5 exons. The record is from RefSeq and is a predicted model, not a curated record. The coding region runs from base 41 to 1042 and encodes 333 amino acids.